AAGAGAACAUCUUCCUUACCUUAAAGUACAUGAUGAAUUCUCGAGAGGAGAGUGGACCACAAGCUUCCAAGAUUGUUUGGUGCUCUGCGAAUGUCUGGAAUGAAAGUACUUUUGUUCGCUAUCAUCUCAACCGUCUGCAACUGCGCGGUUUUGCAGGAUUCAACUCGAAUGGUUUUAAAUGAAGAGGAUUUGCAAGAAUCUACGAACCCAUCAAUUCCAUACAACUUCGAAUACGACUCUCGUGAUCAGAAUGGAACUCUGCUGUUCAGAAAAGAAUCCAAGGAUGGAUCUGGAAAAGUGGAAGGUCGCUAUGGUUACAAGGACAUGCAUGGAAUCGAAAGAAUUGUAGAAUAUGUAGCCGAUAAGGACGGGUACAGAGCAAAGAUAAGAACAAAUGAACCUGGAAUCGACAGAACAAACUCCGCCGGAGUCGAAUUCUACGCCGAUACUUCCAACCAGCACGUACAAAUUGCAAAGAAGAAUGGAGAAAAUGUGGCUGCUAUCAGGUAUUCACCAGACGUUACUGCUGAAGAAAAGAAGAACUUGGUUGCUGAAAAAGUAAAUGCCGAAAUUGCCAACCAAUAUUCCGAAGUUUUGUCCCAUCCAUCUUCACUUAGAAGUCAGCACCAUCUUUUCCCUCAACGACAAAGUGAUAUCCUUCGAUUGAAUAAGAAUGUCCAACUGAAUUCCGUCCAGCUUAACCAACCAAGAGAAAUUCCCACUACACCAUCUUCUGAAUACAUUUCUACACCUCAACAACUCCAUUACUCCCAGCAGUUUUCAGCAGUCACAGAUGGUAGACAGCAGUUUGAGGUCCUCAAUGCUCAAGCUCCAGCAACUCAGUAUGUGUCUUCACAAGCUCAGCCACAAUUAAUACCUGCUAAUCAUCAGGUAGUUGCCAUCCCUCUUGACCAGUUUUACAUACCUCAAAACCAGCAACCUGUUGCUCUGCAAAAUGGAGCAGUAUCUUCAACAACUCAGGUUCAAACCCUUGCUCCUCAAGUCAUCCCUUCACAGCCAUACUAUUCUUUAGAAAGCCAACCCCAACAGGGUAGUUGGCAAGUUCCUUCAAGUUACGCACAAGCAUCCCCUAAGGGUACGGAAUAUACUCCUCUGGGAAGGCAAAUCUCAGGGCUUUCAAAAUAUUUUCAGUAAAAUUUUUAAUUGAGAAAAAAAAGCAUGCUUCUAGAAAUUGAAUACUUUGUCCUAAUAUAUUUGGAUGAAUUCGAAAGUUUGUUUGUUGUAUGUUGAAAAUGUCUGUUGUAA
Messenger RNA from Argiope bruennichi, 1266 nucleotides. RefSeq lists its product as uncharacterized. Gene Ontology annotation, molecular function: structural constituent of chitin-based larval cuticle. The record is from RefSeq and is a predicted model, not a curated record. Bases 91 to 1155 code for a protein of 354 amino acids. The transcript has 3 exons. NCBI's taxonomy places the organism in Eukaryota, Metazoa, Arthropoda, Arachnida, Araneae, Araneidae. Gene Ontology annotation, cellular component: chitin-based extracellular matrix.